UACAGCCAUUCAAGCUUCUUUUCACAAGUGACAAGGGAUAAACUUGUUUGUGCCCGGAUCUAAGUUACAUGAGAUUACCACGACAUUUGAAACUUGCGACGAAGCAGAUGUACAAGGUGUUUUUAGAUCUCAUUAACCUCUAUUACCUGUACAGGAAAUCCUUCCGUGGCAAAUUAUCAUACUCGUCCAUUCAUUUUGAAGCUACUUUCCUACUUCCAUUGAAACCUCUGCUUGCGAAGGAAAUUGACCUGCGGAGGCGGCACAUCUAUAGAUCCGACCCCGCUAUAUAAGUACUUGGUACUCUGCCAACAUAUCUCUCCCCUUAAAGAUAGUUAUAUAUUUUCGCCUCUAUGUCUUCAAUUCCCUUUAAGAGACUGCUGGUCUUACCCACGACCCUUUCUUACGCACUUGUUACUUACAAACCAGAUACAUUAUUAUCCACCCAGCCGAGCUACUUGGGAACAUUUGUACAACUAUACUUGUUACAGUUCGUAGGCUUUGCGAUCUGGAGAGUGAUCUUGUAUCCUUACUAUUUUUCACCUCUGAGACAUUUACCCUCUCCAAAAGGAGGUAGUUGGUGGAAUGGCCAAUGGAAGAGGAUCUCUGGAGAGCCGACUGGUCAGCCUAUGCUUGACUGGAUACAAGACGUUCCAAACGAUGGCAUCAUCAGAUAUUUAGGGAUGUUAAACUCGGAGCGAGUCAUGGUCACAAAUGCCAAAGCACUCAGCGAAGUUCUUACCAUCAAAAAUUACGAUUUCGUUAAACCUUCUACUCUUCGUAUCGGAAUUGGACGUCUCCUUGGAAUUGGUGUUCUGUUGGCAGAGGGAGAUGAACACAAAAUACAGAGAAAAAAUCUCAUGCCCGCGUUUGCGUUUCGACACGUUAAGAAUUUAUAUUCCGUUUUCUGGGAUAAAUCUUGCGAAGGGUUGAAAGCCAUGACCAAAGAAGUCAAGGCGAAAGAACGUGGCGAUAUUCCCAAUGACGUAGCCGAAGAAAAAGAUGGAAAUGACGGAAGUGUCACUCAGACAGAGAAGGGCGUAGUGAUAAUGGAAGCUAUGCAAUGGGCAAGUAGAAUAACACUCGACAUCAUCGGAGCAGCUGGCCUGGGCAAGGAUUUCGGAGCCAUUCAGGACCCCGACACAUUACUAAAUAGAACAUAUAGGACUGUGUUUAAACCAACACGCUCUGCACAAAUUCUUGGAUUUCUCCAGCUUUUCUUACCAGGAUGGUUCGUAAAAAGAAUACCUAUUAAGAGAAAUGGGGAAAUCGAAGAAGCUGCAGAAACCAUCAGGUCUGUCUGUAGGGAUCUCAUCCAUGAGAAGAAGUCGAAGCUCGAAAAGAAGGAGCUGACAGAUGUGGAUAUUCUGAGUGUAGCAUUGGAGAGUGGAGGCUUUCCCGACGAGAAUCUCAUCGAUCAACUCAUGACUUUCCUAGCAGCUGGCCACGAGACAACUGCAAGUUCAAUGGCUUGGGCCAUCUAUCUACUCUGCGCCUACCCAGAAGUACAAUCUCGUCUCCGAGAGGAAGUCCGUGCAAAACUUCCCAGUCCAGACUCAGACGCCAGUGUCACAAGUCAAGAUAUCGAUUACAUGCCAUAUUUGAACGCUGUCUGUAACGAAAUUCUCCGCUAUUUCCCACCUGUUCCUCUAACUCUCCGUGAAGCCGCCGUCGAUACGACGAUCUCUAGUCAACGCAUACCGAAGGGGACACGUGUGAUGUUAAUUCCAUGGGCCAUUAACAAGGACGAAAAGAUGUGGGGAUCCUCUGCUCGAAAGUUCGACCCUGAUCGAUGGAUGGCUGACAAUGGCGAGUCGCAUAAUACGGGCGGAGGGAGCUCAAGUAAUUAUGCGUUCCUUACUUUCUUGCAUGGACCAAGAAGUUGUAUUGGUCAACAGUUUGCAAAGGCGGAAUUUGCAAUUUUGUUGGCGACGUGGAUUGGAAGGUUUGAGUUUGAGUUGAAUGAUAAGAAGAUGAUGGAUGAGAAGAAUUUAGAUAUUAAAGGAGGAGUGACUGCGAAGCCAUCGAAGGGGUUAUAUGUUAAGGUUAAGAUUGUUGAGGGAUGGUAGAGAAGAGAGUUGAAAUUAUCUGUUACGAUGGGUAGAAAUAGAUAGAGUUGUUAAGCAACAGAUGAUGAUUAUAUAUACUUUAUUAUGGCGUUGCCAAGGGUUUGUAGGUUACUUUCCGUAAGCUUUCUCGAUCUCUCGGCGUCUUGGUAUUGGCAACUUGUUGGAUGGGAUGUCAGUUCAAUGUUUCCUUUACUUCUAGAUGUUUUGCUCUGGUGUAGAGUUUGGAAUCAUUGUCAUAUAUUGCGAUCUUUUAGGAUGUUCAAACUAUUAGAACCUCACAAUUCAAAUAAUUAAAGGUGUGAAUAAUUCC
This is a messenger RNA of Botrytis deweyae, 2376 nucleotides long. RefSeq lists its product as uncharacterized. The record is from RefSeq and is a predicted model, not a curated record. The coding region runs from base 351 to 2066 and encodes 571 amino acids. Lineage: Eukaryota; Fungi; Ascomycota; Leotiomycetes; Helotiales; Sclerotiniaceae. The transcript is spliced from 2 exons. Gene Ontology annotation, molecular function: monooxygenase activity; heme binding; iron ion binding.